This is a messenger RNA of Phlebotomus argentipes, 1705 nucleotides long. RefSeq lists its product as uncharacterized. The transcript is spliced from 5 exons. Gene Ontology annotation, molecular function: phosphatidylinositol bisphosphate binding. Gene Ontology annotation, cellular component: membrane. NCBI's taxonomy places the organism in Eukaryota, Metazoa, Arthropoda, Insecta, Diptera, Psychodidae. Bases 241 to 1158 code for a protein of 305 amino acids. The record is from RefSeq and is a predicted model, not a curated record.
CGUCCAAUCAUACAGGUGGUUUCUACUCGAGGUGCGAUUAGUUAAAGGAAAAAAAAGAAAUUGCAUACAAAUAUUUGCAGAAGAUCAGUGAUUUUCAGUGGCAUAUUAUAAAAAUAAUAUUAUCUUUUAUAUGUAAAGAAUACUGCUGUGGUGAGUAGAAUCCGUGAAAGACGAAACGAAGGUGUGCAAGAGUAGAUAAAGAUUUCGACGGCAAUAAUUAAUCAACAAAUAAGUGCAAAAAUGUCACAGAUGACUCAUCCCUUCAAAAAUCGUAGCCUCCUUGAUAAAAUACCAAGAGAUAAGGUUAAGGACGUGGAUGAUCUCUAUGAAUGGAUGAAACAGCAGCCGAGAUUUCCAGCAUAUACGAAAGAUCAUGCGUACUUGUUCCUUCACGCGUGCUUGUGGGUUCCUGAGGAUGCCAAACGCGCCCUGCAGAAGUACUGUCAACUGCGGGCAUCAUCCUCAGAUGUCUUCGAGAACCGCGAUGUUGAAGACAAAGCCAUACAGAGUGUUUUCGAUAUAACGCACAUGGCAUCGAUGCCAAUAAAGACACGAGAAGGCUACAAAGUGAUAUACUACCGGCUUGCCGAUACAGAUCCAGCAAAAGUGCACUUCGGAAAUGCUGUUAAGGCAUUCUGUAUGUUCAAUGACGUACAAAUAAGCGAGGAUGGCAUCGUGGAGGGCUACAUGGUGGUAUUCGAUAUGAAGGGAUUGAGGCUUGGUCACCUCACCAAAAUACAAUUAGGACCGCUGCGAACAUUCAUGCAGUACAUUCAGGAGGCUCAUCCGGUGCGCCUGAAGAAGAUCUAUGUGAUUCACACUGCUAGUUUCAUCAAUCAAAUAAUGUCGAUAAUAAAGCCACUCAUCAAAUCUGAGCUCCUCAGUUUGCUGCAUUUCACACCAAGAGGACCAGCUGACAUUUUCCCUCUGUCACUUUUGCCCGAGGACUACGGUGGUCCACUCAAUACAUUGGAGAAGUAUCACAAGGACCAGAGACAUAUGAUUGAGUCUGAGUAUCGGGAUUGGCUGAUGGAUACUGUACAUUUGAAGGAAAAGCCGAAAGAGAGAAAGAGCACAUCGACGAGUGACAAUAACAAUAAAGUGAAUAACGUGAGACAACCACCUGUGAAAGCUUUCAGAGCACUCGAAAUUGACUGAAGCCUGGCCUUUGUUGCGCUCCUGUAUUUCGUUGCUGAAUCAAGAGAGUGAAUUCAUUUCACCGAGAGAAUAAUAAAAAAAAUACGACACAAAAUAACACACAAACACCCACAUGACAAAAAUUUAAUUCAAUUCUGUGGAUGCUCAGUGAUAGUCAUCGAAUUUUGUGUGUAUGAUUUCAACUAAAAUAACUCUCGCAUUUUAUGUUCAUUCGCAAAAAUUCCGAUAUCCUUUUGGUGUAAAUAAUUACGGAAAAGAGGAGACACGGUGACACAUAUUGAGAUUGAUUUUUUUUUUACUUGAAAAGGUUACAGUAAACGAUACAGAGCGCAGGUGAAAUUUAAAACCAUAAAAUGCGUACAUACUAGUUUGUAGUUGGACAAAAACGAAUAGUAGAAAAUUAACCCUUAGGCAGAAGAGGAAAUUGUCUAUAUUCUGUUAAAUUAAAUGGUUUUGGAUAAGUGACACUUGAAUGAUUGUAAUAAGAAUAUUGUUGUUUUGUACAUAAUUUAACGUGAAAUAAAAAAAAAGAUUUUUUAUACAUUUA